Molecule: messenger RNA, 573 nt
Organism: Prosopis cineraria
Lineage: Eukaryota; Viridiplantae; Streptophyta; Magnoliopsida; Fabales; Fabaceae
Exons: 7
Coding region: 1-573 (190 amino acids)
Source: RefSeq, a predicted model, not a curated record
AUGUGUGACACUAUCAAGAAGCCUUCAAUUCUAGCUGAUCAGAAUGAACAAAACUCUUCCACAAAUCUUGAUGCAGCUAUUGAAACCGAAGAGAUUCGUGACACCACAGAGAAAUCCUUGACUCAAAGCAACCAAGAUGCAGAGAAACUUGCCACAGCACAAACUAGAGAAGAAUCACUUGAUUCAUAUGUUGAGACUCAAGAGAUGUGUGACACCAUCAAGAAGCCUUCAAUUCGAGUUUAUCAGAAUGAACAAAACUCUUCCACAAAUCUUGAUGCAGCUAUUGAAACUGAAGAGAUUCCUGACACUACAAAGAAAGCCUUGACUCAAAGUGAUCAAGAUACAGAGAAACUUGCCACAGCACAAACCAGAGCAAUUGAAACUCAAGAGAUUCAUGACACCAUGGAAAAAACCUUGAUUCAAAGUGACCAGGAUGCAGAGAAACUUACCGCAGCACAAACCAGAGCUAUUGGAACUCAAGAGAUUCAGGACACCAAGGAGAAACCGUUGACUCAAAGUGACCAAGAUGCAGAGAAACUUGCCACAGUACAAACCAGAGGUAGUAUUCUUUAG